Messenger RNA from Asparagus officinalis (garden asparagus), 2641 nucleotides. RefSeq lists its product as uncharacterized. Bases 55 to 633 code for a protein of 192 amino acids. Lineage: Eukaryota; Viridiplantae; Streptophyta; Magnoliopsida; Asparagales; Asparagaceae. Gene Ontology annotation, biological process: defense response to fungus. Gene Ontology annotation, cellular component: nucleus. The transcript has 4 exons. The record is from RefSeq and is a predicted model, not a curated record.
CGCCACUAUUACCAUGUUAAGUACGACGGUUUUUCGCACAAUGGAGCUAUUGCCAUGGGAAAAGUUCAGAGGAAGGACAUUAGGCCAUGCCCUCCUCUUGUGGAGAUAUCCGGGAGUUGUGUUCCUGGUGAGAUUGUUGAAGUUUUUGAGAAUAGCUCUUGGAAAGCUGCGAAGAUUGUGGAUGUUCUUGGUAGUGGGAAUUACUCUGUGCUCGUGCUUGGUGGAUCCUCUGACAAGCUUGAAGUAGAAAAAUCUAACGUUAGAAUCCCGCAGUCGUGGAAUGGCGAUAGAUGGGUCUUAGUCAAUAAGGAGUCUGAAAAAUUAAAUGAACGAAAGACCGAAAUACCAUGGGAAAGAGGGAGCGUCGACAACCAAAGACUGCAACAAUAUGCAGAGGUGCGGCGCUUCAAAAAAUGUGGCAAACGUGAUGAUGAACCUUAUAGGAUUUCUGUAAGAGGCUUGAAGAAAAGGUUGGAUAAUAAAGCAGGAGCUGGGAGAAAGAUGGGAGCAGCGAGGAAAGUGAGGAAGCGCCGAAGUUUAUUUCCUAAAAUGGGCCAAAAUUGGAGGCCUGCGAAGCUUGCUUCUGUAGGGCCAAGAUGCUGGUAUUCUACGAUCACAACACUUGGGAAAUAAUGGCUACUGGCUUGGAUCAACUCCACCAGAAGUUAACUAGCAACUUUAAAUAUCUAUACCACUGGGCACCAAAACAAAUGAAUGAAUUUCCCUCUUCCCUUUUCUAUUAUUUCUUACUUUUUCACUGAAGGUUUAACGUCUGCAGUCCUAUACCUUUUGAUAAUGUGUAUUGUCUUGCUUUUCAUUACAAUAGUGAGCUUGUAAAUGCUGCAGUUUCAAAUUCUACUAGAAUUUUCUACUAGAAUUCGUCUUUUUUAGAUAUCACAUUCUAGGAAUCAUGGCACUGUAAAUCUUAAAAGACACGACAAUGCAAACAAACAUAAAGACAUUAAAACCAAACUCCUCAACAUGAUAGUAAGUAGUGCAUACUUCACCAAAGGUAGAAAGAACGAAAAUCAAUUUUUAAUGACUAACAUAUAUUGUUUAAAUUUAAAAGGUAUCUGAAGUCUUAUCUAAUAUUAAGCCCUAUGCAAAGCCCAUGAUGCACCUCACAAUUUAGAAGGUGUUUUAGGUUGUUUCAAAAGUGUGUGCGGCCUAUGUAUGAUGAGUCCAUUUACGUUUGUUUGGUCUAGGAACUUCUGUGGUGUGCCUAAAUUUCUCUGAAAAGUUUUAUAGCCACUGCAGCUCCUGACAUGCAAUUUUUCGGCUUUUAUUUUAAAACCUGAAAAGAUUUCAGUAUCUCCAGCGUGUCUCAUGCAUUUUUGAAUUGCUCCGACUUGUUGAUGGCAAAAACAAGCAUAAUUUGUUCCUACUUGGAUUCUGUUUCCCACUACAUGAAUAAUUUUCAUGUGGAUUGCAUGGUAAUCGGAUUUAGAAUUUUUGUUCUGUUAUUUGUGACGAAAUGGAGGAGCACAUAAGCUGGUCUAAGAGUUCACUUUUACUUUGCCUGUAUUAUUCUAUUUUUCUUUCAUGAAUUUUACUACAAAGUGCUGCGUUAUAGUUAUGAGCUUUAUCUUUUGAAUAGGUUAUCCCGAUGAGAUUUUGAAGCUUCAAAGCAAACAGUAUAUACUGACCCUAUCGUAGGAAGAAAUCUGUCUACUUUAAAAGCUUGGUUUUUCCCUAAGCUGGUUUUUGCUUUCAGGUGUUGAUAACUCUAAGGCUGGAGUGAGGUUAUUCUGAACAUUCAAGUGAGUUGUUAGUAACUUUCUUUGUUAUACCGCUGUCCAGGGUCUCAUGGAAAUGAGAUAAUCAAGUAAUUACCUUCCCUGGAACUAUUUUCCUUGAGCAGCCAUGAGCUACAGAGCUUUUUAUGGUAUUUUAUCAAAAUAAAUUGGAUCAGGUAAAGUUGAAAAGUUUAGCUGUUAAUUACAAGUUCUAUUCAUUCUCGUCUUCCUUUCUAGCAGUUAAAUUGUGUGUCGUCCAGAAUGAACUUAUAGUUAUCGUUAAUGAAAUCCUUUGCAAGAAUGUUAUAUAUAGAAGUUAUGCUGUUCGCCUUCGGUCUCAGUAUUAGCUUUUUUUAGCACCGAGACUUGCACAUAUUGAACCUCACUGUUUCAUUUCCAGGGAAUCGAAAGGAGCUAUAAGGGGAAAGUUGGUAGCAAAAUAAAGCUUCUGUGGUCUAGAGGGUACAGACUACGAAGGCAGUUUCGUUUGGUUAAAAUCCAUUUUCAAUGGACAUCCGUAGUUAACAUAUCCAUGAAUGUAUUGAAAUAUUUCUGACUCAUGUUAAAGGUUUUGGAGUAGAAAGUGUUUGCAUAUCGUGAGUGUACUUUUUCAGGCUUAUUCUCUCAAGUUUUAUGAGUUGUGACUUUUGUGCCGUUCUCAUGUCUUGGUCUGCAAAUAACUUGCUUGCUGCUCUUGCCACAAAAAAGGCGUAUACUGAAAAGUGUGAUAAUCUUGGUGGCAUUUUUCUAGCUUUCGUUUUGUUCUCGGCCUAUUCUCAUUUAAAAGAAACUAAAAGAAGUAACCUAUUUCUACAGGCAGCAGAAACUUGUGAACGUGGGGGCCACACCCACGAGCGCGGAGCAGCAAGCGGCAAGCCCGGGUACGACCCACCCAAGAAAUUUCA